GUCGCGCGCGAAGGGGGUUUUAAGCUUCGACUCCGCGGGAAGCCAAAAUGAGGCCUGUUUUCUGCGGAAACCUGGAUUUUGACGCGCGUCAAUCUGACGUCGAGAGGCUCUUCAGAAGAUACGGCAAGGUUGAUAGAGUUGACAUGAAAUCCGGAUUACUUGGAAAGUUGGAAUGUCCAUGCUCUUCUUGGAUGGAUGUGCUUCUCUGCAUUUCUUUUCUAGAAUGUGCCCCAGCUUCUCCUUGUAUUUUUCCAGAAGAAAUAAUCUGAUCCGCCCUAGCCCUGCCAUUCUGCAUUUCCUCAGCAUUCAUUGCUUUUUCAUUCCUCAUGACUUUUGCUCAGUGUUCAAUUUCCAACAUGUUUCAACAUAGAAACCAUGAUGAUUUGGCAACUGUGGCAGGGUUUGCUUUUGUCUACAUGGAAGAUGAACGUGAUGCUGAGUAUGCCAUAAGAAGGCUAGAUAGAACGGAAUUUGGUAGAAAGGGACGUCGGAUUCGUGUUGAGUGGACUAAGCAAGAACGUGACAGUAGAAGGUCAGGUGAUGCCAAAAAAUCUUCAUCUAAUUCAAGACCAUCCAAGACUUUGUUUGUUAUAAAUUUUGAUCCUGUUCACACCAGGACAAGGGAUCUCGAGAGACAUUUUGAUGUCUACGGGAAAAUUUUAAAUAUAAGGAUCAGAAGGAAUUUUGCUUUUAUUCAGUAUGAAACCCAGGAGGAUGCUACAAAAGCUUUGGAAUCGACCAACCUGAGCAAGUUUAUGGACCGUGUUAUAACAGUGGAGUAUGCCAUAAGAGAUGAUGAUGACAGAGACAGAAGGAAUGGAUACAGUCCUGAUAGAAGAGGUCAUGACUCUCCUGAUGGGAGAUACGGUCGUGGUAGAUCCCCUAGUCCAUAUCGUAGAGGUAGGGGUAGCCCAGAUUAUGGUCAUGGAUCAAAUCCAUCUUCCAGACCAGAACCAAGAGGAAGCCCGAAGUAUGAACGAGCUGAAAGCCCAAUAAAUGGGAGAUAUGAUAGCCGGUCUCCCCCACCUCGAGAUAGGUCGCGAUCCUGAGGAAAAAGCUGAAUAGAGCUGUCCGAAAUUGUUGUUAGACCAUUUUAUUUUCAUUUUAGUUACUUUAUAUAGUCCAUAGUUUGGCAGCAAGAACUAGUGUUUAUUGUAUUUACUCCUGUAUGGUUAGAACCUUAAUGUGCAAUUUGCGUAAGACAUUUUAAAUGUUAUGUUGCUAAGAAAUUAUUUUCUUAUUUUUGGUUAUUGUACUUUAAACCGAAGUAAAGUUAAGUCUUAUCUUCAUUGCUUAUGAUUCA
Cajanus cajan (pigeon pea) is the source of this 1303-nucleotide messenger RNA. RefSeq names its product serine/arginine-rich splicing factor RS41. The record is from RefSeq and is a predicted model, not a curated record. NCBI's taxonomy places the organism in Eukaryota, Viridiplantae, Streptophyta, Magnoliopsida, Fabales, Fabaceae. Gene Ontology annotation, molecular function: RNA binding.